AUGUCUGCUGCGGCUUGUAUCUUUUGCAAAAUCAUCCGUGGCGAAAUCCCCUCCUUCAAGCUCCUCGAAACCGACAAAAUCCUAGCAUUCCUCGAUAUCAAUCCUCUUUCUCGCGGACACGCUCUCCUAAUUCCCAAAACCCACGGCGAAAAGCUCCACGACGUGCCCGACGCAGAGCUCAGCGAGCUCCUCCCCGCCGCAAAGAGGCUCGCAUUAGCGGCCGGUGCAGUGGAGUACAACAUUCUGCAGAACAACGGACGUGGGGCGCAUCAGCUUGUCGAUCAUGUUCAUGUCCAUAUGAUUCCGAAGCCGAAUGCGAAGGAAGGGUUGGGGAUUGAGUGGCCGGCACAGGCUACUGACAUGGACGGGUUGAAGGCGCUGUUUGAGGAAUUGAAGGCGAAGAUUUAG
Molecule: messenger RNA, 408 nt
Organism: Tuber melanosporum (Perigord truffle)
Lineage: Eukaryota; Fungi; Ascomycota; Pezizomycetes; Pezizales; Tuberaceae
Exons: 4
Coding region: 1-408 (135 amino acids)
Biological process (GO): nucleotide metabolic process
Molecular function (GO): catalytic activity
Source: RefSeq, a predicted model, not a curated record